AUGGCAUGCUUUCCGGCAUCCUUUCAUUUUGAUUGUUACUUUUUUUUUUCUUCUUCUUCUUUAUUACAGUUCUUUGAGGUUCCGUUUGACUCAAAUAUGAACAGGACAAAAAACAGACCACUGGUGCGAGGACAGAUCAGCCCCCUGCUCGCUGUCUGUUUUGCUGCCUCCUGCGGAGUCCCAGGAAUCGCCCUGCUGACGCUGGGAGUAAACCCUCUCACCGGGGCCCUGGGAGCCUUCAACAUUUUCUUGUACACGUGCUGCUACACCCCCAUGAAGAGAAUGAGCAUUGCCAACACGUGGGUGGGAGCUGUGGUCGGCGCCAUUCCUCCCGUCAUGGGCUGGACUGCAGCUACUGGUAGUCUCGAUGCUGGUGCGUUACUGUUAGGAGGAAUCCUCUAUUCCUGGCAGUUCCCUCAUUUCAACGCCCUGAGCUGGGGUCUGCGGGAAGAUUACUCCCGAGGAGGAUACUGUAUGAUGUCCGUCACCCACCCAGGGCUGUGCAGGCGGGUGGCUCUGCGUCACUGCUUGGCCUUAAUUGGACUCUCAACGGUGGCUCCUGUUCUCGACAUCACCACGUGGACUUUCCCCAUCGUUUCGCUCCCUAUCAACCUCUACAUCUCCUACCUCGGCUUUCGGUUCUACAGGGAUGCAGACCGCAGCAGCUCCAGGAAGCUCUUCUUCUGCAGUCUGUGGCAUUUGCCGAUGCUGCUGCUUGUCAUGUUCACGUGCAAGAAGUCGUUCCUAGAGAAGGAAGACAAAGGCGAUCUGCUCAGUGAAAGUCACGGGAGGGCUAUGGAAAUUAGAUUGCCUUAAAUGUCAGUUACUUGUCGUCCUCGUGACGCACGAGGUAGUAUAUUUUAGUCAUUACAAGUGGGAAACCUGGGGGGAUCUGUUUGGAGAAGGAUCAUUUGUUGUGCCUAGCGACCAAUUCUUGCGAUAAUUUUCUAUUUUCUUCUGAAAGAGAAUAGACACAAGAGCUUAAAGCAUUCAUGGCCUCAGGCUCACUCAUCACAGAUUAAAAUUUAGCCUAUGUCAGAAGCACAUCACUUUGGGAUGACCUUCCAAAGUCUCCAUGAGUCACGGUCUCUCCU
This is a messenger RNA of Leptosomus discolor (cuckoo roller), 1094 nucleotides long. The record is from RefSeq and is a predicted model, not a curated record. Lineage: Eukaryota; Metazoa; Chordata; Aves; Leptosomiformes; Leptosomidae.